Rhizoctonia solani is the source of this 1917-nucleotide messenger RNA. RefSeq names its product tyrosinase. Gene Ontology annotation, molecular function: oxidoreductase activity. Bases 1 to 1917 code for a protein of 638 amino acids. The transcript has 13 exons. NCBI's taxonomy places the organism in Eukaryota, Fungi, Basidiomycota, Agaricomycetes, Cantharellales, Ceratobasidiaceae. The record is from RefSeq and is a predicted model, not a curated record.
AUGCAGAGCUCCCAUCGCCUCUCAACUUUUGAUUCUCUGUACGAGAUCGCCACCUUCCCUUGCACCGCUACCCCUGUUAAAUCUCUCGCUGCUGCCCUCGUCGCAUUCGCUGCAGCGACUACUGCUGCCCCUUCCGAAAAGCGUGCAAUUUGUGCCAACCCAGUCACAUAUGUCGAAUGGCGUUCGCUCCCGCAAGCACAGCGCGACUCGUUCCACAACGCUGUCAAAUUCCACUAUGUGGCCAACUUUCUUCCUUGGCAUCGUUGGUUCUUGCAUCUUCGUCGCCUGGAUCUGACCGAUUGUGGAUACACUGGACCCGUCCCUUACUGGGACUGGACUAUCGACUCUGGCAAAUUAGCCACCUCCGACAUCUGGGAUCCCGUUAGCGGAUUUGGGGGUAAUGGUAACGCUCGUACCCGUUGUGUUGAAAACGGGCCAUACGCAUCCCCUGGGUUUCAACUUACCUAUCCUAACCGGCACUGCUUAGCUCGCCGUUUCAAUAACGGGAAUAUACGAGAUUCGAGGAUCGGGAAUAUGCAAGGCUCACUCUACUCACAGAACGCUGUCGACACACUUAUGAGGCUGACAGACCACAUCAACUUUUCUAAUGAGAUGGAAGAAGGGGUCCACGAUGUUAUUCACAACGUUAUUGCGGGCGACAUGGCGGCCGCGUUCUCUCCCAACGAUGCCCUUUUCUUCUUACAUCAUCAAAACAUCGACCGCCUGUGGGCUAAAUGGCAAGGUCGUAACGCUGCUCGUCUGCAGGACUAUCGCGGCAAUACCGUACAGGGUCAAGAUCCAAUCAAUGGCGGGCGCUAUCCGUUGGCCAAGCUAACUGAUAAGUUGCCAACGCAAGGAAUUCGCGGACUGCCGGACAUCACCGUUGCUGAAGUGAUGGACACCAUGUCGGACAAGUUGUGUUAUGUUGUGAAUCCACCUACUUCCCUGAUGAAGUUCUUUGCUGUGCUAAUCCCUCUGGCGGCUGCCGUGUUGGCCGUCCCUUCUAAGAGCGAAGAAUGCACCAACCCCGAAAUACGUGUUGAAUGGCGUAGUCUGACUCAGGACCAGCGCAACAGCUACCACAAUGCAGUUAAAUGUCUUCAGACUAAACCUAGCGGAGUCGAGGGACUCUCUCAGUAUGAUCUCUUUUCAAAGAGGCAUGUGGAUUUGUUUGGAGACAUUCAUUACGUUGCUGCUUUCUUACCGUGGCAUCGCUAUUUCUCCCGUGCUCGCGGCCAGCUUAUGAAGCAGUGCGGGUACGAUGGACCCGAUAUUUACUGGGAUUGGACCAAGGAUGUGAACAACAUGGAGUCUUCGGAAAUGUUCGACCCCGUCAAAGGAUUCGGAGGCACUGGCAAGCAGACAAAGACAAAUAAUACCACACUUAAUUGUGUCAACGAUGGUCCUUACGGUCUCCGGUCCAACUUUACGCUAUCCUGGCCGCAAAAGCGCUGCUUGCAGCGCAAUUUUGAUAUGCGGCCUAGGCGAAGAACUUGGUGGGACAAACCCACUAGCCCUUCAACCCGCCAUUCGCAGACUCAGAUCGAUAACAUUAAUAAGAAAACCAAGUUCGCCGACUUCUGGCCCGCAUUGGAGGAAGGUCCCCACGAUUCCGUGCACAACGAGAUCAACAACGACAUGGCUGCUAGUUUCUCUCCGGAUGAUGUGUUGUUCUUUCUCCAUCACAACAACAUCGACCGUUUAUGGGCUCUCUGGCAAGAUCGCGACCAAAACCGCUUGAAGGACUAUUCAGGAAGUAAAGUCCAAGGACAGAAUCUAACUGAUCCAACCCGCCCUGCUGCUUCUCUUGACAACAUAAUCUUCAUUGGGAUGGAGAACCUGGGAUUUCGCAAUGUCACAGUCGGCGAACUUAUGAAUACUCAGGGCCCUGUCUUGUGCUACAAGUACGACAAGUAG